Messenger RNA from Daucus carota subsp. sativus, 551 nucleotides. RefSeq lists its product as uncharacterized. NCBI's taxonomy places the organism in Eukaryota, Viridiplantae, Streptophyta, Magnoliopsida, Apiales, Apiaceae. The record is from RefSeq and is a predicted model, not a curated record. Gene Ontology annotation, biological process: intracellular transport; protein secretion. Bases 93 to 305 code for a protein of 70 amino acids. The transcript is spliced from 4 exons.
UUAAAGUUUCAAUAAACAAAAUUUUGGAAAACCCAAAAACUGAAAGCGCUGUAGCAGCAGUAGAUCUGAAGCUCAGAUAAAAAUCCAAGAAGAUGUCUGCUCUGUUUAAUUUUCAUUCGUUUCUGACGGUGGUGUUGUUGGUGAUCUGUACCUGUACUUUCUUGAAGAUGCAAUUCCCUACUUUUCUUGAACAGAAAACCGGGUUUCGAGGUUUCUUCUGGAAGGCUGCUAGAAUAGGAGAGCGACUGAGCCCCUGGGUAGCAGUUGGAUGCUUCACAAUGGGUGUAUCAAUCAUAUUUUUCUGAGGAAAUCUCUCUUUUGGGAUUUUUAGAUUUUUCUAUGUAGCUUUUGAGAUUAAACUGUUAAUUUUCUUUUUUGCGAACUCUUAACAACAGAUAGUUGUUUUGCUUGAGAACUGUAGCGUUCUUUUUGACAUAAAUUUAGUUUCACAUAGAUAUAUGUAGAGAGAUUUCAUCCCUGUUAUAUGUUGUUCAGACUGGUCACAAUCAGACCAUUGUGGAAUCCGCUAGUGACUCUCCAUAUGAGUUUAA